Molecule: messenger RNA, 524 nt
Organism: Aethina tumida (small hive beetle)
Lineage: Eukaryota; Metazoa; Arthropoda; Insecta; Coleoptera; Nitidulidae
Product: chymotrypsin BI-like
Exons: 2
Coding region: 3-524 (173 amino acids)
Biological process (GO): proteolysis
Molecular function (GO): serine-type endopeptidase activity
Source: RefSeq, a predicted model, not a curated record
AAAUGGAGUCUACCAAACAACUAAUCUGGAGUGCCUCAAUUACCACGCACCCAAAUUAUCGUAACACAUUAAAUGGUCCCGUGAAUGAUGUUGGAGUCGUUCAGUUGUCAACUCCAGCCAUACUCAACCCUUAUGUUAAGGUUGUUCCUCUUGCCAACAGUAGAAGUGGGAACUUCAACAACGUCGCCGCUACCUUAUCAGGAUGGAGCAGAACAGCAGAUGACUCAUGGUACCUAUCGCCAGUUCUUAUGAGAGUUAACUUGACUACAAUAGGAAAUAUGAUUUGCCAGAUUCAAGUUCUCAGAUUAAAAGCAAUCAUUAGAAAUACCAAUAUCUGUACAUCUGGACGUGGUACAAAAGGGGGCUGCAAUGGGUAUUCUGGUGGUGCUUUAAUUAGCAAUGGCGUUCAAAUUGGUAUCGUUUCAUUUGGAGGGUCUGAAUGUGAGAGAGGAAUGCCUUCAGUUUUUACGAGAGUAUCUCAAUAUCAAACUUGGAUUGCUCAAAACACAGAUGUUUCCUUAUAG